AUGGAAGUGUUGCGAGCAAGGGCGUCCGCUAUCAAAGCGGAUGCCACCCGCAAAACGAGUCGCCAUGGCUGGGUUCUUGAGAAACAGCCAAUGACAUUUGCAGAUGAGCACUCUUGGAGUAACCGAGACACUGAUGUCACCCCUUUGGAGCGCCGUACUUGGACAAGCUGGACAGUGCUCGGGUACUGGAUGAGCGACGCGUUGUCGGCUCAGAGCUGGGCUGGUGCGUCUGCAAUCAUCGCCGUUGGCUUGACAUGGCGAGAGGCUAUCUACUGUCUUAUAUUGGGUACUUUCACUGUGACUAUUCCAUUGUGCCUGAACGGCGCAGCCGGUGCUGAACUUCAUGCCCCGUUCCCUGUCAUCGCGCGCUCUGGAUAUGGGUUCUAUUUUAGUCGAUUUGCUGUGGUUAUCCGCAUGGCAACCGCACUCUUCUGGCACGCCAUUCAAACUUACUCUGGCUCGACUGCUAUGACACAAGUCAUCAGAGCUAUUUGGCCAUCUUAUCUUAACAUUCCCAAUCAUCUACCAGCCUCGGCAGGAAUAACCACCCAGCAGAUGGUGUCUCACUUCCUGUUUUGGUCUGUUCAGUUCCCCAUCCUCCUGAUUCCGCCACACAAGCUUCGAUGGUUCUUCGUUGCAAAGACAGUCAUUGUUCUGACUGCUGCUGUGGGAACUGUAAUCGGAAUGAGCAGACUGGCAGGUGGUACAGGCGACAUCUGGGACCAACAUCCCACAGUAUCAGGAUCUACUAAGGCUUGGCUUAUUGUUUCUUCCAUGAGUAGCAUGACAGGCGGCUGGGCCACAAUGGCUACUAAUGUGGCUGAUUUCACACGAUACAUGAAGAGGCCACAGGGCGUUUAUUGGCAGACGUUAUUUGUGCCAGGAAUUUGUACACUGCUUGGGGUGCUUGGGAUCAUCAGUACUUCAGCAGCAAAGGUGGUUUAUGGCGAGUACAUCUGGGAUCCUCUCGAACUUGCCUCCCACUGGGAUGGGUCCUCCGGGAGAGCUGCGGCGUUCUUUGUCGGAGUAUCAUGGUGCGUCGCUCAAAUCGGAACGAACUUGUCUGCCAACGUAAUCUCCUGCGCCAACGACAUGACCAGCCUGUGGCCAAAGUAUAUCAACAUUAAACGCGGCGUUGUGAUUACAACGGUUACGGCUGGCUGGAUCAUGGUGCCAUGGAAAAUCAUUUCAUCCGCCGCCUCUCUCCUUAACUUCAUGGGGGCACUGGGCGUUUUUCUCGCCCCCAUUGCUGCAAUCCUGGCCUGUGACUACUGGGUAGUCAAACGGAGGGCAAUCGACGUGCCUGCUCUAUAUCGCAAGAAUGGCCGAUACAGUUAUGGAACCCGAGCGGGCACAAAUUGGCGAGCUGUUCUGGCCAUGCUGGUGGGAAGUGUGCCGAAUUUGCCUGGUCUCGCGGCUGCGGUGAAUCCGAGCCUGGAUAUUGGGGGUGCCAAGAAUAUCUUCGACAUGUUCUAUCUUUAUGGCUUUACUAGCACGUUUCUCGCUUAUGGUGCCUUGAGUUGGGUUUGGCCUGCUCACGAAACCUUGGUUGAAGCGACCUUGCACGAGGAGGUCAUCAUUGUAGAUGGAAUGGAGGUGACCAACGACGGGCUUCAUGAUCACAUGGGUGCAAAGUCGGUGCCGGCAGAAACUAUCAAAGCAGCCGAAGCUUAG
Clonostachys byssicola is the source of this 1674-nucleotide messenger RNA. Lineage: Eukaryota; Fungi; Ascomycota; Sordariomycetes; Hypocreales; Bionectriaceae. The record is from the annotation of a GenBank genome assembly.